Messenger RNA from Contarinia nasturtii (swede midge), 990 nucleotides. It is a transcript of the gene Rab6, whose product is annotated as ras-related protein Rab6. Gene Ontology annotation, molecular function: GTPase activity; GTP binding. The record is from RefSeq and is a predicted model, not a curated record. Lineage: Eukaryota; Metazoa; Arthropoda; Insecta; Diptera; Cecidomyiidae. The coding region runs from base 134 to 772 and encodes 212 amino acids. The transcript is spliced from 2 exons.
UGUAAUACAUUUUAUAUUUAGUGAAUAGGGUAUUAAAUUCAAAGAAAUUUAAAGAAAAAAAUCUCAACAUACAUAAAAAAAGUUGAACAAAUCACAAAGUAUUCCUUAUAAAAUUGUAAUAAAAGAAUCAAAAAUGUCGACUAGUGGUGAUUUCGGAAAUCCAUUACGGAAAUUUAAAUUGGUGUUUUUGGGUGAACAAAGUGUAGGCAAAACAUCAUUGAUUACUCGUUUUAUGUACGACAGUUUUGACAAUACAUAUCAAGCGACGAUAGGCAUUGAUUUUUUGUCCAAGACCAUGUACUUAGAAGACCGCACAGUGCGUCUACAAUUGUGGGACACGGCCGGCCAAGAACGUUUUAGAUCAUUGAUUCCCUCGUAUAUUCGAGAUUCAACCGUAGCUGUCGUUGUUUACGACAUAACUAAUGCGAAUUCAUUUCAUCAAACAUCAAAGUGGAUUGAUGAUGUACGAACUGAACGAGGAAGUGAUGUUAUCAUAAUGCUGGUUGGAAAUAAGACAGAUUUGUCUGACAAACGUCAAGUAUCCACAGAGGAAGGUGAACGUAAAGCAAAAGAACUAAAUGUUAUGUUUAUUGAAACCAGUGCUAAGUCCGGAUAUAAUGUAAAGCAAUUGUUCCGAAGAGUUGCAGCCGCUUUACCUGGAAUGGAUUCAACAGAAAAUAAAUCUCCCGAAGACAUGCAAGAGGUUGUUCUAAAAGAUUCCCCAAAUGAAGAAAAAGAUGCGGAAAGUCGUUGUAAUUGCUUGAAUAUGUAAAAAACUGAUAGACAAAUGAUAUAAGAGGAAGAAAUUUACACAACUGUGUUAAUGCCAACACACGUUAAUUUAUUAUUUAAAUGAAUUACACCACAGAAAAAGAAUAAAAGUUUCUUUUAUUAUACAUGUAGAGAUAAGAAUAUUCAGAGCAACUUAAUCUUAAAAUAACACGAAUUAACAUUAUAUUUCAUACAUUUAUAAAUAUACGCAGCAUCUAA